Oryza brachyantha (malo sina) is the source of this 1315-nucleotide messenger RNA. RefSeq names its product 2-hydroxy-6-oxo-2,4-heptadienoate hydrolase-like. The transcript has 4 exons. The record is from RefSeq and is a predicted model, not a curated record. NCBI's taxonomy places the organism in Eukaryota, Viridiplantae, Streptophyta, Magnoliopsida, Poales, Poaceae. The coding region runs from base 84 to 1073 and encodes 329 amino acids.
ACAAACGCUAUCACACACGAGGCGGCGCUGGGUGCGUGCCGUGUCGUGUGCGCUGCUGCGUUGCAAGAGCUCUAGCUGCACCCAUGGGUGCCAGCCUGAGCCUCGUGCCGCUGCUCGACUACCUCGCGCGCCGCGAGUUCGCCGCCGCGGGCCUCAGCCCCGGCGCCGUCACGUUGCCGUACCCCGGCGGCGGCGGCGGCGAGUCGACCUGCACCGUUCACUACUGGGCCUCCACGGGGGAGCCGCGGCGCCCGCCGCUGCUGCUCGUCCAUGGAUUCGGCCCUCGGGCCACCUGGCAGUGGCGCUGCCAGGUGGGCCCGCUGUCACGGCAUUUCCACCUCGUCGUGCCCGACCUCAUCGGCUUCGGCGGCAGCGCCGCGUGCGACGGCUCGGCCUCGCCGCCGCCGUCGGAGGCCACGCAGGCGGCGGCGCUGGCGGCGCUGCUGGACGCGCUGCCGGGGAUGAAGGGGAGGCGGGUGGCCGUGGCGGGGACCAGCUACGGCGGGUUCGUGGCGUACUGGCUGGCGCGCACGGCGGGGCCCGGGAGGGUCGGCCCCGUGGUGAUCGCGAGCUCCGACCUGCUCAAGACGGCGGCCGACGACAGCGGGUUCCUGAAGAGGGCUGGCGAGGGGUGGAGCGGCGUCGAGGAGAUCCUGCUGCCCGCGGAGCCCGCCGCGAUGCGGAAGCUGAUGGAGCUGGCUGCGUACCGCCCGCCGCCGGCGGCGCUGACGCCGGACUUCAUCCUGCGUGACUUCAUCCAGAAACUUUUCACGGAAAACAGAGAGCAACUUAUUCAGCUCUUCAAGGGGAUCACGGUCGGCACAGACAAGUUCCCAGUAACUCCGAUAUCUCAGGAAGUGCUGAUUAUCUGGGGAGAGCAAGAUCAGUUGUUCCCGCUUGAGAAGGCCUAUGCAGUUCAGAGGUCUUUGGAUGGGAAAGCUAGAGUGGAGGUCAUAAGCAAAACAGGGCAUGCUCCGCAGCUGGAGGAUCCAACCCGGUUCAACAAGAUCCUGCUAGACUUCUUGCUGGCUACUCACAAGGCUGAUCCAUCGUCUAAUGGCACAUCUCAAUAAGAUGGAUGGCCACUCGAAUAUUUGAUUGGCUGAAAUAAGAUGGCUAUUCAACUCAGUCAGUUCAUAGUUAAAAUUUGUACUACAAAUUAUUUGAACACGGAAAAAUAUUUUUUAAAAAAGUUGUAUUGUUAUUUUUCUUUCUUUAUCCAUCUGAGGCUUUGAAUGUAAUCAAUGGACACACAUAGGGCAAAUGUUUGGUCAAACUUACCAAAAUAUCAGUAAACCAAGAUUUUGGAGUGCAA